Messenger RNA from Acytostelium subglobosum LB1, 2034 nucleotides. RefSeq lists its product as hypothetical. The annotation marks the transcript as partial. The record is from RefSeq and is a predicted model, not a curated record. Lineage: Eukaryota; Evosea; Eumycetozoa; Acytosteliales; Acytosteliaceae. The transcript is spliced from 2 exons. Gene Ontology annotation, molecular function: protein binding.
UAUAAUGGCUUAUUCAAAAGGUUCAUCGAUACGAUGAUGGCAGGUGGUAAGGUAGAACCUGACGAGGUGCCACAACCAAAGUACACGACGGCCAAGCAGGUGAUCGAUCGUAUGGAGUCAUUAAAGAAGUUGGGCAAUGACUCGUACUCUCAACAGUACUACUGGUUCUCAAUAUCAUACUAUACUAUUGCUAUUCAAUGUUAUGAACAGCACGCUAUAUCACUAAGUGCGGCGUCAUCUGACGCUGACAAGCAACACAUGCGCAAGUUGGUCUCGGUCAUUGGCAGCAACCUAUCUUUGGCCUACGCCAAGCAACUGUGUAUUCCCGAGUCGGUUGCGGCGGCUCAAAAGUCACUGGCCUACGACGACUCCAACGUCAAGGCCUACUUCAGACUGGGUGAGGCUUUACAGCUACUCGGCAAGACUGAUCAGGCGGCGGCCAACUAUCAACAAGGCGCGAGAUUGGCUACCAGUCAGAACAGUCCAAUCAAAGAUGACAUCAAGCAAGAGUUGGAAAAUAUCCUGUUGGAUCAAAGACAGAACGCAGCCAAUCGUGUGCACACACGUGAGAGGAUCACCAACGACACAUCAUUCUCAGCAUUCCCAGUCAACUUGGAGUGGGACUCACUCAAAGGUGCCAAACUAGUCGCGUCCAAAGACAUUCCCAAGGGUACCAUUGUGUUACGUAUUGCACCAUUCUCUGCCGUCCUCUUGGAUGCCGCCAAGUUCACUCAUUGCUCAUCAUGUAUUACAUCAAUCAAUCAAUCAGUUUGCAAGUAUGUGAUCUGCCCCAAGUGCCAGAACAACACUCUUUGUGGUACAUGUAACCAGGACAAGGUGGUCAUCGAGGAGCAUGCUAGGGAGUGCGAGCUACUGGCUUACAUGCUCCAAUACCAUCGAAAUGAAGAGACUACAGGCUUUCGAUUCCAAAUACGUACUGUUUUGAAGGUUAUCCAACACUUGGAGGGCAAGGCAAACAGAUUGAACACUCCUACAGCAUGGCGCAAGGAUGGCAAGCCAUUCAUAUAUGACACAUUGGAGGAUUUCGAUCAUGUCUUUGUCCCAUCGUCGGCAAAGAACAAGGGCAGCGCUCCGAAUCAGGAUGAAUGUGUCGAUGGUAUGAUCAAUCUGUUUGUCACCAAGCUUGGCGCAGAUUCCCUUUCAAAGGUUGACCGACAACAUGUCGACAAUAUCGUCAGGAAUCUCUCAAAGAACUCACGCGAGUACCUCGAGACUCCACACAACCGAGGGUAUGCUCGUGGAAUGUUCCCAUCAGAGACCUACAUCAAGCACUCAUGCCAUUUCAACUGCAACUGGUUCACCGAUUCCAAUGGUAUGUUGGUUUUCCGCGCCAUCCGACCGAUCAAAGCUGGCGAUGAUAUUACCUCCUUCUCUGUGAACCCCACCCUCACCCGAGCCGAGAGGAUAGAGGACCUGAUCAAUAUGCAGUCAUCCUAUUGCACAUGCAGCCGGUGUAGCUCGGACUACACGGACUAUGUGUGUCCGAAAUGUCACUCGGACAUUGGCAGGAGCGACAUGAAGAUUUGGGAGCCUAUACCCAGGUUGGACUUUGAUGGCCGUGUGAACGUCUGUCGCAAUGGACAUGUCAUGGUGACGGCCUUCUUUGAGGUGACCGAGCAGAUGGUCAGAUCCGCCCCAUCACUAGUAAGACAUGGGUAUCCAUCGGUCAUGGAUAUCAUCAGUCAUUUCUUCAAGGCGAAUAGUAUGGUGAUACUAUUCCACCAACGGGCACACGCCUGCCUACUGGUCACCCAUGGCGAUUAUGCAAAGAUACCUGAAGCAAUCGAACGUGUGUGGAAGACAACCAACGAGGCAUUUGAUUAUCCCAAGGAGAUAAUACCUCAUUUCUAUGUGGAGGACUACAAUAUGUUGUUAAUGACACAAAAGAUGAGCAAGAAGAAGGACAAAAAGAAGAUGCAAGAUGCGAUUGAUCAGUGUCGCCAGGUCCUGGAGAACCAUUUGGAACUGUCCACACAUCAUAUCAAGAAUGACUUCAAUCAAAAGUUCUCCAUC